AUGCCUUUGUACUUUAGCCGCAAGGAAGUUGAUUCAAAGAUCUUGAAGUUUGAGGCAUUGAAAAAGACAAUUCCAGCUGCUCUUGAUUCAGUUUUUUUACUUCAAAUUCGAAGAUAUGCACGUCGCACUUAUCGAUGCAUGAGCGCUUACAAAUUGGAUUUAUCAGUUCGAAAACAUCGUUCUCAUCGAAGAAUUCCUGAAAAUAUUCUUGAAGAUGAUGAAAUUAUUGCAAUGUCACAUGAUAUUCACGUGAAGUGA
This is a messenger RNA of Ambispora gerdemannii, 258 nucleotides long. NCBI's taxonomy places the organism in Eukaryota, Fungi, Glomeromycota, Glomeromycetes, Archaeosporales, Ambisporaceae. The record is from the annotation of a GenBank genome assembly.